AUGACGACGAAACCCCGACAGACGAUCGCGGUGAAAUCAUCAAACGCUUUUGCGGAUGAUGAAUUGUACGUCCCUCCGGGAGGUUCCAUCGUGGACGCGUCCGGGUACGAGAUGUUUUCGUCCGCGUCCGGUAUAAUUCGCUCGGAAACGCAGGCGAAUAUGGUCGUCCCGCGAUCCGAAGCUGGCGAUCCGUUUCAAAUGCUCCUGAGGCAAAGAAUCGUCAUGCUGGGGAACCAAGUGGACGACUUCAUCGCGGACGCGAUUAUUUCUCAGUUGCUUUUGCUGAACCAACAAGACCCGACGAAGCCAAUCAAAUUGUUUAUUAACUCGCCCGGUGGGUCAGUCACGGCUGGGAUGGGGAUUUAUGAUGCCAUGCAGUUUGUGCAGGCGCCGGUCGGGACGGUGUGCAUGGGGUUGGCGGCGAGUAUGGGGGCGUUUUUGUUAACCGCGGGAGAGAAAGGGAAGAGAUUGUCCAUGCCGAACGCGAGAAUUAUGAUUCAUCAACCGUUGGGUGGUGCGAGUGGUCAAGCGGUGGAUAUCGAGAUUCAAGCGAAGGAGAUGAUGUUUCAUAAAGGACGAUUGAACCAGUUGAUGGCGUUUCACUCCGGGCAGCCGGUGGAGAAGAUUGACGUGGAUACGGAUCGAGAUCGAUACAUGUCGCCGCUGGAGGCGAAGAAUUACGGGUUGAUUGACGAGGUUAUUGGUGGUGACGACGCUGGGUUGAAGAUUGAAGGCGAAAUGGCUGACUUUAAGAAGACCAAGGCUGAGUACGUCAGCUGGGGGAAUAAGUAA
Bathycoccus prasinos is the source of this 792-nucleotide messenger RNA. RefSeq names its product ATP-dependent Clp protease, proteolytic subunit ClpP. Gene Ontology annotation, cellular component: endopeptidase Clp complex. Bases 1 to 792 code for a protein of 263 amino acids. Gene Ontology annotation, biological process: protein quality control for misfolded or incompletely synthesized proteins. The record is from RefSeq and is a predicted model, not a curated record. The transcript has a single exon. Gene Ontology annotation, molecular function: ATP-dependent peptidase activity; serine-type endopeptidase activity; ATPase binding. NCBI's taxonomy places the organism in Eukaryota, Viridiplantae, Chlorophyta, Mamiellophyceae, Mamiellales, Bathycoccaceae.